AUGUCUAAUUCAAUUCAAUCAUCAUCUACUCACAUUGUCGGGGUUCAUUACAAAGUUGGAAAGAAACUCGGAGAAGGGAGUUUUGGUGUACUUUAUGAAGGACUUAACUUACUAAACAAUCGAUCUGUGGCAAUUAAAUUUGAACCUAGAAAAUCUGACGCACCGCAACUAAGAGAUGAAUAUAGAACUUAUAAAGUGUUAGCUGGUUUACCCGGUGUUCCGAGUGCAUAUUAUUUUGGACAAGAAGGAUUGCACAAUAUUCUUGUCAUUGAUUUACUCGGACCGAGUUUAGAAGAUUUAUUUGUCCUUUGUAGAAGAAAAUUCUCAAUAAAGACAGUGGCUAUGUUGGCAAAGCAAAUGAUUACUAGAGUUGAAAGUGUUCAUGAAAGAAAUUUGAUUUAUAGAGAUAUUAAACCGGAUAAUUUUUUAAUUGGUCGUCCAGGCACAAAAUAUGCUGAUACAGUUUAUUUAAUUGAUUAUGGCAUGGCUAAAUUAUAUCGUGAUCCUAAAACAAAACAACAUAUACCUUAUCGUGAACGCAAAAGUUUGUCAGGAACAGCAAGAUACAUGAGUAUAAAUACUCAUUUAGGAAGAGAACAAUCAAGACGAGAUGAUUUAGAGUCUUUAGGUCAUGUUUUCAUGUAUUUCUUAAGAGGCUCAUUGCCUUGGCAAGGAUUAAAGGCUGCUACGAAUAAACAAAAAUAUGAAAAAAUUGGAGAGAAAAAACAAACAACAUCAAUCAAGGACUUAUGUGAUGCAUAUCCCGAGGAAUUCGGCAUAUAUUUACAAUAUGUCCGCAAAUUAGGAUUUGAAGAAACACCUGAUUAUGAUUUUUUAAGAGAAUUAUUUAAUAAAGUUCUUCGUCGUCUAAAUGACACUGAUAAUAGCGAGUAUGAUUGGAAACUACUUAAUAGAGGAAAAGGACUCGAGGUAAUAUAA
Cokeromyces recurvatus is the source of this 939-nucleotide messenger RNA. Its product is annotated as kinase-like domain-containing protein. Gene Ontology annotation, biological process: peptidyl-serine phosphorylation; signal transduction; endocytosis. Bases 1 to 939 code for a protein of 312 amino acids. Gene Ontology annotation, molecular function: protein serine/threonine kinase activity; ATP binding. Gene Ontology annotation, cellular component: cytoplasm; nucleus. NCBI's taxonomy places the organism in Eukaryota, Fungi, Mucoromycota, Mucoromycetes, Mucorales, Mucoraceae. The record is from RefSeq and is a predicted model, not a curated record. The transcript has 6 exons.